AUGUCUUUUUCAGGGAGAGAUAUAAAUGAUUAUUCUGAUGAGGAAGAUUCGCCUUCGAAUUCUAAUUUCCUGCCAGCACAUUUGCUUGAAGGAAAUUUGUUCCAUAGUUCUGACACCAGUACAUUGCUUGCAGUGACUGGUCAAGAAGGUAAAUCUGGUAGCGCAAUCAAGGUUGUAGUUCCACAGCCUGCACUCCCAAAACAAUUUCCAGGUCAAGGACCUGAAUUCCAACAAUACCCAGGUCAAGGACCUGAAUUCCAACACGUUCCAGGUCAAGGACCUGAAUUCCAACAAUACCCAGGUCAAGGACCUGAAUUCCAACAAUACCCAGGUCAAGGACCUGAAUUCCAACAAUACCCAGGUCAAGGACCUGAAUUCCAACAAUACCCAGGUCAAGGACCUGAAUUCCAACACGUUCCAGGUCAAGGACCUGAAUUCCAACAAUACCCAGGUCAAGGACCUGAAUUCCAACACGUUCCAGGUCCAGGACCUGAAUCACCCAAGGUUGCCAACGAGGUGGAGAUGACAGAUGUAGGAAAUCCAACAGAGGAGCCUGCGCCUGAGAGUCUCAAACCCGUAGCACCAGCACCCGAGAAGACUGAUAAAAAAGUCGAUGACAAAGCUUGGUGCGGUCCUUGUAAAGAUAGAACCGGUAAUGGUUUUGCCGGCCAUUGGACAAAAUCCUGUCCUUUUGCUGCUGAGAGUGGUUUCAUGGAAGCAUGUGCUAGAUGUGGUAACCUUGACCACUGCGUUAGCUUCUGCCCUCGCCUUACCUGGAACGGAAAGAAGCCGGUUAAGAUCAAGGACCUGUACUUUUACCUGGUCACUUGUCGUAAGGGUCUGCCACCAGCAAUUGCUGAGGUAGAUCCCCGGGUUAUUGAUCCAGAAAGAUGGGAAAAAGAGGUCGAUUAUCCACAGACUCCAGAGCUUGCAAGACAACGCAGACAGGGAGUUUUAAAUGGUACUCAGCCCGAAAAGUGCGAUUUAAACCUUUGGAACGAGUUGGAAAUCAACACUGGUCUGACUUUGGGGCUUCAGAUUCAUCCUGCUCACGCCCCGGGUGGCGAGCAUAGAUGUUGCGAUGCUUUAUGGUACCAUCCUUCGCAAACUCAAGAGAGCACUGGUUCAGCAUCACAGGCCGAACAGCCAAGCAGAAAAAGCAAAGCUGGCAAAGAUACGACAGACUCAAUUCUCCAUGGUACGGUAGGUGGCAGAAUUGCCAAGAUUUCACGCCAAGAGAUUCUACCUCGCGGCAGAGGCUUUGGUCGUGGCAGAGGUAUUGCAUCAAGAGGUGGUGGCUACUCUGGUGAACCUGAUCAGGCACAGCCUGCAUAUUCCCCUCCUCUUCCCUCUCAGGACGAGUACCAAGCUCUCAUAGAACUUGAAAAUAAACAAGCGGAAGAGCGACGCGAACUGAUGAGCUCCUUUCGAAAGGCGCAUACAAAGAGGCAGAUCCCACUUACCACUAUGAGCGCCCAUCAACCUGGUCCAGUUGGUGGACUUCGUGGUGCUAGAUUCGGAGGGGAUGCUGUUCCAAGACGUGGCGGUCACGGUCUAGACUAUCCUGGUCACCUACCAUCAAGAGGUAGAGGUGGUGCACCAACACGAGGAUAUCUUGGAAAUAAUUUCCUGACUAGAUCGGAGCGUCGCGCCCGCGCUUUGCAGUCGGGAAGUCAGACUUUUGGACAAGGUGGCCAAAGCCGCCAAAGCCGCCAAAGCCUGCCUCCUGGACUGCCAGCUUUGAAUUUUGGAGAGCAAGGCCUUCUACAACGUUCUGCUCGGCCGGCACAGGCUCAAGGUGGUCAAAACCUACCUGCUGGCUCACCAUCUUCAACAUUCGGGGCACAAGGUACCCCGCACCAAAAUCCAGGAAAUCCAGGAGGUGCUCCAAACCAACAGUGA
Messenger RNA from Botrytis deweyae, 1902 nucleotides. RefSeq lists its product as uncharacterized. Bases 1 to 1902 code for a protein of 633 amino acids. The record is from RefSeq and is a predicted model, not a curated record. Lineage: Eukaryota; Fungi; Ascomycota; Leotiomycetes; Helotiales; Sclerotiniaceae. The transcript has a single exon.